Verruconis gallopava is the source of this 1175-nucleotide messenger RNA. RefSeq lists its product as uncharacterized. The transcript has a single exon. The record is from RefSeq and is a predicted model, not a curated record. Lineage: Eukaryota; Fungi; Ascomycota; Dothideomycetes; Venturiales; Sympoventuriaceae. Bases 167 to 820 code for a protein of 217 amino acids.
ACCAAAUAUAAUCAUUCGAGCAGUCCAGGCAACGAGGAGCAACGCACUCUUUUCGACUCAUCGGAAAGAAGGAAUGCAUCGAAAAGUUGGGAAGAGAGCAUCCGGGAAACUACUUUCGUACCCAAAGCGAUGGUCGAGCUUAACAUGAUGGAAGUCGCCGCAUUAUAUGAAGCCGGGAAUGGAACAGGAAAUGUCGACAACGAAACUGAAGUGUCCUCGAAAAACCGAGGACAUCGAGCCCGGGAUUCCUUCGGCCUCACCUGACUACCGCUUCGCAACCAUGGUCAAAUGGGGCUGGGUUCGAGAAGAAAUCGCCAGGAAGAACAUUGCAAAACAAGUUGACCUCAGGGAGACAACUCUCAGGACUUUCACCGAGUGGGUCAACGACUAUCUUCCUAAUGCAGGAGGACUGCACAUGAUGGAUGCCCUUCUACACGCUCCCGACCGUGCGCUUGUUCCCUUCACUACCGAGCGCGACCAAGAGAUCGUAGGAACGGACUGGGAUCUUCCUCCUGCCACAAUCGACCCCAUCACUGGCGACGUCAUAGGCGGCUUGGAGGCCGACGACCGCGCUCAAGCCGAUGUUGGCGACGAUUCCUGUAUAAACAUUCUGCUCAGGAUAAUAGUCCCUGUGGCCGUGUACGUCUUUCCCAACUACAACAAGAUCGAGUUCGCGUGCAAGGUUGUUCGACAGCCCCGGAUGGUGCACAGUCUCACUGCUGGCGAAGCCAACAGCGCGUACUCUUGUCGUUUCAGUCUGGGAGAUCUGAUGGGGGGCUUGACUAUAGAUUCCACCCAAGAGUUACCAAAAAUGGAAUAGACUACGGCGUCAAUACCGAGCAGUUUUCGCAGGGGUUUCUAAAUACUACCGCCUACGCCCUGUGGUGUUUCGACCAGCAGAGUCCUAUGUACCUGUCUGACACGGUCGCCACUCAUGCUCCGUACGCUACAAAACCAGAAUACUGCCCCUGCUUUGGCCAGGCAUCUACUAUACAACCGCUGAACCCCGUAUCGGCAUCAGAAAAUAUUUGCCUGACUGAAGAACACGACCAUAGGUUGAGCAAGAACGCGUGCUAUGAAGGCACCCAAACCUGAUCCAUGAAGGUGCGCGCAGGAAGGCGCCUGGUAAUGGUCGGAUGCCGGAAAGGGUUGACCGUCGCCGUUGAAGCCCAGCC